Molecule: messenger RNA, 867 nt
Organism: Aegilops tauschii subsp. strangulata
Lineage: Eukaryota; Viridiplantae; Streptophyta; Magnoliopsida; Poales; Poaceae
Biological process (GO): regulation of DNA-templated transcription
Molecular function (GO): DNA binding; DNA-binding transcription factor activity
Source: RefSeq, a predicted model, not a curated record
AUGGCUAGGUGUACAUGGGCGCUAUCAGACGAGGAGAUUGUGGACAAAAUGAGGGAGAAUGGUCAGACAAGUGCCAAGCACUGGCUGUUUGAUCUUUAUGACACUUUGAAUCAUGGAAAGUUCACAAAAAUGGCUGUGACCCUGUGGGCUAUUUGCACGCCUAUAAAUUGCCGCGCUCGCCACGCGACCUCCACACUGCCACGCGCGCUCUCCCCCGCUACUCUGCCGCUCUGGCCGCUUCCUCGCCCCCGCCACCACUGCGCCACCAUGCCGCCGCGCCGCCGUGGAUCGUCUGGCUACCACGACGUCCGCGAGCGCCCCGGCGGCACCUACUACGCCGAGAUCCGGUCCAGCGACGUCCGACUCGGCCUCGCCACGUUUCGGACCGCGCACGAGGCCGCCCGCGCGUACGACACGGCGGCGUGGCGCCUAGAGAGGCCGCCGGCGCAGAUGAACUUCCACGACGUCUUCACGCGCGAGCAGGCGCAGAACGUCGCCCCUCUGCCUCGUCUUAUCACGGACCAGGACCAUGCGAAGCACCGUCGGCGGCAGCGCCGCCUCCUCGUUGCCAAGGAGGACGAGCGAGCCAUGGCGGAGUGGCGUCGGCGCCACCCGGAGGACGUCGCGGCGGAGAACGCCUUCUGGGCGGAAAGGACGGCAAAGCGCCUCGCGGAGCGGUUGGAGAGGCGUCGGCAGAAGGCCCUGGCGAUAUCGCAAUGCGAUAUCGUUGAGGCAGGUGGGGUGUCGAAAUUUAGGGAUAAUGAUCCUCGUUGGGAUGACAUGUGGAUCGAUACCUCGGACAACACCAGUCCGGAUGAGGACGAGGACGACUUGGAGUACGGUGUAGUUGCACCACGGUUCAUCUAG